AAUAAUUUUACAUCAAAUGACAAACGUUUCUUUUCUUCUGUAUAAUAUGUUUAAUUAGAGUAUUCAGGUUUUAUUUUAGGAUUUUUUUGAGUUUCGUUUAGUGUCCUGAUUUAUGAGUCUUCUUAUCGUCUGGCUUGCCUGGUUCAAAGGGUUCAACGGUUCUAAACAUGAGCGAUAUGGGUUCGAGAUUUGCAGUGCUAUUUGAAUCAAUGGCGGCAGGCGGGACAUAAAGGUGUUUGGCUCGCCGACAGCAAAAAAAAAUUCUAGCACAUACCUGUUCCUGUGUUUCGAAGAUGCCAAAGCGGAAUGCCUCCAAUGGACCGCCGGUUCCCAAGAAGAAAGGGACGGGACAGGCGCGCGUUGGCGCCAACGGGCACCGUCUACCGGAGCGCCUCCCGGCCGGAGAGGUCCUCACGGACGUGACCAAGCGCCAGUGGCGGCUGGGCAAGGCGGUCGGGCUGGGAGGAUUUGGGGAGAUCUACCUCGCCUCCGACGAGGUCGCCAGUGCGGCGGGACCCGACGCAUCGUACGUCAUCAAGAUUGAGCCCCACUCCAAUGGGCCACUCUUUACAGAGAUGAACUUUUACCACAGGGUUGGCAAGGCUGAGCAAAUCAAGGCCUGGGUGCAGAAGCACAAGCUGGACUACCUGGGCAUGCCCCAGUUCUUUGGUACGGGCUCGCACGAGCACAAGGGCGUCCGGUACCGGUUCAUGGUGAUGGAACGCUUUGGGGAGGACUUCCAGAAGGUGCUGGACCGCAACAGCAAGACCCUGCCCCUCAAGACCGUCUUCGAGGUCGGACUGAGGGUGAUUGACGUGCUGGAAUACGUCCACAGCUUUGGGUACAUCCACGCAGACGUGAAGGCCUCCAACCUCCUGCUCGGCUUCGGCAAGGCAAACGAGAACAAGGUGUUUUUGGUGGACUUUGGGCUGGCCAGCCGCUACAUCCAGGAUGGCAAGCACAAGGAGUGCAAGGAGGACCUGCGCUUCGCCCACAACGGCACCAUCGAGUUUACCAGUCGGGACGCACAUAUUGGUGCCACAUCUCGUCGGGACGACCUGGAGAUCCUGGGCUACAACAUGCUGCAGUGGCUCUGUGGCGCCCUCCCGUGGGAGGACAACCUGAAGGACGUCAACUAUGUCAGCCAGCGGAAGUCGUGGUUUAUGGACAAUAUUCCCCUGCUGAUGAGCAAGUGUUUUCCCAACAAGGACGUCCCAUGCGGCAUCACGGAGUACCUGCAGCUUGUGGCGGAGCUCGAGUUUGAGGCUGCGCCAGACUACAACCGGCUGCGUGCCAUCCUCGUCAAGGGGAUACGGGCCUCGGGUCUCAAGCAUGACGGCCGUCUACUCCUCUCCCCGCCCAGGAAGUCCCCCCCAGCCAGGUCCCCCGUUAAACGGAAACCCCCCGUGCCAAAGAAGCGGCCGAGGGCAUCUCCCGCCGCGCAGCUUGCGGAGUCGGACGACGACGACGACAAGGAGGAGGCUCCCCCUCCUGCCCGAGCACGCCCGGCCAACGCGCGUGCCCGCAAGCCACCCAACGUUGCCAGCGCCAGCAACGACGACGCUCCCCUCGCAGCCUCGCCGAGGGGCGGCCGCACCCGGCGACAGAGCGCCCCCAGCAUGAGCGAGGACGAACCGACGCCUCCUCCGCCUACGCCACCGGCCGCGACCAAGAGGAAACCGGCCCGGGGGCGCAAGGUCACAGCCGGUGUUGGACUGGCCACGGUGUCCUUCUCGAGCGAUGAGGAGGAGGCAACUACGGCGAGGAGGCCGGCACGCAGCCAGAAGCUGAUGAUAUCGAACUCCAGCGACGACGGCAACGACUUCAUCUUCGACUGGGUGCCGCCGAAGAGGCGGCCGGCCGUCGAACGCGGUGGUGGCCGGUUUUGCGCCACAGAGCCGGACGCGGCGGAGGCGAGGGGCGCCAGGUCCAAGGUGGCUCCGGGCACACCCCGUGGCGACCGGAAGGUGCACCGACAAAACGGGUUCGUCGAGGCCGACGACGCGAACUUCAACACCCUGGGGCUGGACAACCCAACGCCGGCGAUGCUGGAGCUGCUCAAGCGCAGGCAGGAGCAGCAGGACGAGUGCACCGUGGCAGCCACAGCCCGCAGCAAGCGGAGCAGUGCUUCCCCCUCCCCCAACCUCCCCUCCGCGGCGGCGGCGGCGCCGCCCCUGCGCAACGGGCACAUCGUUCCGGAGACCAGGGACCAGAAGGUGCAGACAACGCUGACAGGUCCCGUGUCUCAACGGAAGCCACGCAAGCCUCUAUGUUCCCCCGCCUCUCGGAACUGUGUCGGGAAACGUGACGCAGACGACAGCGAGUGGUUGCCCGGCGUUUGAUAGGAGGCACCAGACAGUUCCCCUUCAUUAUUCUUUUUUCUUCUCUGCAAGGUUCUACUUUGACCUAGCCCAGCCCAAGUUUGCCACAUUGGCAGUGCUUGAAGGGCAACAACAGACUGAAGUGCGUGUGUGUGCGUGUGCAAGCGUCCGGCCUUUUUUCUUUCUUUUUGUUUUCCGCCGAAAGCGGAACAGAAAGAGCCGACGAGCAAGCUGGUAGUGUGUGUGCGAGGAUGCUGGCAGCCUUCUAUUCUUCUUAAAGAUUUUUUUUUUUUUUUAUUGGUUCUUGUAAUUUCUAUUGUAAAUGUAUAUAAGUAUCACCUCCAUAAUUCUUGAUUCUUUAUUGGUUCCCCUCCCCAGUUUUUAGUCCCGCGCAUGUUCUCCAAUAAACAUCUUAGGAAAUGUUCUUUA
Messenger RNA from Ixodes scapularis (black-legged tick), 2750 nucleotides. Its product is annotated as serine/threonine-protein kinase VRK1. The record is from RefSeq and is a predicted model, not a curated record. Gene Ontology annotation, cellular component: cytoplasm; nucleus. Lineage: Eukaryota; Metazoa; Arthropoda; Arachnida; Ixodida; Ixodidae. Bases 294 to 2342 code for a protein of 682 amino acids. The transcript is spliced from 15 exons. Gene Ontology annotation, molecular function: ATP binding; protein serine/threonine kinase activity. Gene Ontology annotation, biological process: signal transduction; peptidyl-serine phosphorylation.